AUGGAUCCUUCAACUCAGUUUGCCAAGCCUGAAGCUGUGCCUACUCGCGAGGACAUACUUGCGUUCCGUAGAGCUACCUGGCUCCUCGGCCGAUUCAAGGCAGUCAACAGUUCCCACGGGACCACCCUGCGUCUGCCGGAUCACGACGUGAUUACGCAAUCCCUCGAGGGCUCCACGGAAGAACGUCGUUUCAUUCGGAAGCAAUACGAAUUCCUUGAUUGUCUUGCGGGAAUCCUCGUCCGCAAUACCGAGGUGCUGGCGCUGAUUCCCAGUUCCGACGGAGUAUUGCGUACGAAUACGAAGGGCAAAGGAAAAGCCAAAGAUGGAUCAACGAACGUCGUCUACCUUUCAACAAACCCCCGGUUUGAGGACCAUCUGACCGCCCCCGACAACAUAGGAGCUCAAGGGCCGGCGCUACUUGUUGACUUCGACACGACGGUGGUCGACAACUUCGACUUUAACUACCCCGAUGGCACGACGGGUUUUAUCCAUGACAAGUGGGCAAGGAUGACUAUCAAGGAAAUUGGCACCGGCCAGCAUUUCAUUUCAUGCUGUCUCCUCAUCAUCCGGAUGCUCAAGCAAUACUUUUCCGAAAAGGACAGAGUCAAGAAAGAAAAGAAGUCUGCAGCCUUGAAGGACUUCAUCUAUCUCUCAUCUCAGGUCAAGAUCCGUCGUCGCUUCGACGGUGGCACCAUUUACAGAAACUACGUCGCUAUUCUCGCAAAGCCAGUCUCAAACUUGGCGCAGCUUCACCAGGGAGAGGCUCAAUCCGGUGCCAGUGCCGCCACUCCGUCAUCAGGAACAUCACUGUCAGUCGCUGAAGUCAAGGCUCAGGCUGUCCUCGAUGACAAGAAGUUGGAUUCUCGUCCGCUUCCUUUCUUCACAGGCGGUCGGCAGUUGCCCGCAACAGAGCUGGACUCCAAGUUUCGCAGGGGCCAGACACUCAAGCAAGAGGGGGCACUAAUGGCUGUCUAUAAGGAGGCGGAUGGCUGGCGUCAGGAUCGGGUUGGGAGGGACAAGAGGGAGCACGGUCAUACCCUUCCUCUGUUUCAUUCGUGGGAUACAAGUCCAUUGAAUGCCCGCCGGCAGUCCGCAUCUGUCUUUUACGACGUCAAGGGCCGCAACGAGAUGCAGCGCAUUCUGGCUAGCAUUUUUCUAGCCCUCGAGUUCUACCACAAUCGGUUCAAAGGGACUCAGAACUUCGUCAACAGUGUCACGAUGAAGCGCAAGGUUUCAAGGGAGGACGCCAUCAUGAAGUGCAAAGCUGCCAGCGACGAUCUGCAGCGCGCAUACUUUGUACUUGCUGGAAUCCGGCGAGAGUUCCGCGAAGUCCUGGACUCGCACUUUGCAUGGCUCUAG
Molecule: messenger RNA, 1359 nt
Organism: Colletotrichum fioriniae
Lineage: Eukaryota; Fungi; Ascomycota; Sordariomycetes; Glomerellales; Glomerellaceae
Source: RefSeq, a predicted model, not a curated record